Messenger RNA from Poecilia reticulata (guppy), 5341 nucleotides. NCBI's taxonomy places the organism in Eukaryota, Metazoa, Chordata, Actinopteri, Cyprinodontiformes, Poeciliidae. The record is from RefSeq and is a predicted model, not a curated record.
UGGUUCCAUAAACUAAUGACCAACCGUUUCAAUAAACCAUCUGACAGGAUUUCUUCUCUGUUUGUUUUGCAGGAUGACGAAAACGGCAGUCGAGGGAGACAGAAGAACCGCCUGGAGCCAAUGGACACCAUUUUCGUCAAGCAGGUGAAGGAGGGAGGCCCCGCCCACGGAGCUGGACUCUGCACAGGGGAUCGGCUUGUGAAAGUGAACGGAGAAAGCAUCAUCGGGAAAACUUACUCCCAGGUCAUAGCCCUGAUCCAGAACAGCGAUGCCUCGUUGGAGCUCUGUGUGAUGCCAAAAGAUGAAGACAUUUUGCAACUGUUUUCCAGGGAUAUCACUGCUCUGGCCUAUUCACAGGAUGCAUACCUCAAAGGAAAUGAGGCGUACAGCGGAAAUGCCCAGAACAUCCCGGAACCGCCUCCCAUAUGCUAUCCUCGGAUCGAGCUGAAGGCGGCGGCCAUGGCGCAGCCGUCCGACCCGGGACCCGCCAGACGACCGGCACCCACGGACAUCAGCAGCCGGCCCGAGGUCCCGUCCGUCAGCAACGACGGCACCAGGACUCCAGCCGAUCUGGUGGACCGGGGGUCCUGGCUGGUUCGGGCCGGACCCAGCCACCGAACUGAGGAGAACCGGUACCGCUCCCCAGCAGACCGACCCAGGCCCCUCACCACAGGAUGUCUGCCAUAUCCAGAGACGUUCUCGCCGUUGGUGCGAGCGCCGCUUGCCGCCACGUCGACAGACACGUUCUCCACCACCACCUCCCCUACCGCCAACCACUGCUCCCCGUCGCCGCCGGCGCCGACCACCUCACCCCACCAAAACAUCGACUGGCGGACCUACACCACCUACAAGGACUACAUCAACGCCAAGCGGCUGCACACGUACGGCUGCCGCACCAUCCAGGAACGCCUGGACAGCCUGCGAGCUGCUGCCAACUCCGCCUACGCCCCGAAGGCCGCCACCACCUCCCAGGUCCGACGGAGGAGCGCCUCCAACGAGCGCGGGGCGGACUCGACCGCACCGCUACCGCUCCGCAGCGCCUCCCAGGAGCGGCUGGGUGGCCAGCCAGACAGGACGUCCCGCCACUGGCCUCGGAGCGCCUCUCAGGACGCUCUGCCGUUCUCCGGCGACGCCCGGGUCGCCAAACCCCGAGCCAGGUCCUGCGACCACAUCAGCCACAAAAUGGAGGACAAACAGGAAACAAGCAGGCGGAGUUUAGCUCCUCCAAAGUCGGAGCAGCGGCUGUCGAACUCGCCUGAUGUUACGAAAGGUACAACAGAUUCUGCACUAGCGGUCAGAGCGGACGGCCUCAUAAUGAGGCCUUCGCGCCUGCCCGUCAAAAACUCCCUCUGCGACCUUUCCCCCACCUCGUCCGCCAUUAAAACCACAGAGCCUCUCCGAGACCAAAGAGCCAACGCCAUGGGGAACCACCUGGGCUUCUCCCCUCUGAACCUGCAGCUCCGUGGCCGAGCCGACAGCCUGAAGACGGAGAACCGGUCCGAAUUAGGAUUAGCUGCCCGGUCGUCAUCCUGCUCCGGCGCCGCCUCCAGGCUGCCCACACUCAGGCCGAUGAAGAGCGAAGUCCUCACGAUAUCCUCAACCGCCACUGUCGCCCAAAAACCUGUCGUCAAGGAGACGCCAGAGCGGACUAACGGCGGUCUCUCAGAGGGCGUCGAAGGACCCGAUGCCACGGUCGUCGUCCUACGAAGGGACAAGACCGCUGGAGGCGCCCGCGCUCGGCCUCCGUCCUACGUCGACAGGCAGCGAGAAGUGAAGUCGCCACCGCUGGUGAAGGCGGGAUCAGCGGAUGCGGCGAUGUGCUGGGCGUCCAACGAGACGCUGCUCAGGAGGCUGGGAGACACCAGGCACAAAUCCGGUUCCAGCAACCUGAACGACUCGCUGGACUCCAUCCCCUUCAUAGACGAACCGUCCAGCCCGAGCAUCGACCAGGACAGCACGCACAUUCCCGCGUCCGGGGUGAUCUCAACUCCCCUCAUCACCACCAUCCCACCCAGCCCCACAUCUUCCUCUCCUCUCAUACGACGCCACCAGUCACACGAUCAAGAUUCUCUUCAUCUCUCAGUUAUCGGGUCAGACUCUGGUACCAAAUCUGAGCGGUCCAAAUCGUACGAUGAAGGGAUCGAUAACUACCAUGAGGAGAGCAGAGGGAGGUCUCUGCUUCCUGGACUGAAAGGUUUGAGGAAGGCUGUAGACAGGUCAUCAGAAGAUUCUGGGUCCAGACGAGAUUCCUCAUCAGACGUCUUCUGCGACGCCACCAAGGAGGGUUUGCUACAUCUGAAGCAGCUUCAUGCAGAUAAGGGAAAGCGAGUCGGAGGAGGAAACCGGCAGUGGAAACAGAUGUACGCCGUGUUGAGAGGCCACUACCUCUGCCUGUACAGAGACAAGAAGGAGGGCCAGGCUCACGCCAGCUGCCAGACCAUAGAGGAGCCGCUGCAGAUUAGCAUCAAGGCCUGCCUGAUCGACAUCUCCUACAGCGACACGAAGCGCAAAAACGUCCUGAGGCUGACCACGUCAGACUGCGAGUACCUGUUCCAGGCGGAGGACCGGGAGGACAUGCUGGCCUGGAUCCGAGUCAUACAGGAGAGCAGCAACCUGGAUGAGGAGAAUGCAGCUUUCACCAGCCACGACCUCAUCAGUCGGAGGAUCAAGGAGUACAACACCUUGAUGAGCCCGACAGGCAGUAAGACCGAGCCGUCGCCCAGGGCGUCGCGCCAGUCGCUCAGCAUCAGACAGACGCUUCUGGGAGGCAAAGGAGAGACCAAAGCAACGAGUCCGCACUCACCCAAACCAGAGCAGGAGAGGAAGGGCAUCCACAAAGACGACACCAGCCCUCCCAAAGACAAGGGGACAUGGAGGAAAGGCAUCCCUGGGCUGAUGAGGAAACCGUUUGAGAAGAAGCCGUCUCCUGGAGUCACAUUUGGAGUCAGACUGGAUGACUGUCCCCCAGCUCAGACCAACAAGUUUGUGCCUCUGAUCGUGGAUGUUUGCUGUAAGCUGGUGGAGGAGAGAGGCCUGGAGUACACGGGCAUCUACAGGGUCCCCGGGAAUAAUGCUGCCAUCUCCAACAUGCAGGAGGAGCUCAAUAACAAGGGCAUGGGCGACAUCGAUAUCCAGGAUGACAAAUGGAGGGACCUCAAUGUGAUCAGCAGCUUACUGAAGUCCUUCUUUCGAAAGCUUCCUGAGCCGCUGUUCACCAACGACAGGUACGCAGAUUUUAUAGAAGCCAACAGGAUAGAAGAUCCAGUGGAGAGGCUGAAGGUGCUCAAGAGGCUGCUCCAUGAGCUUCCGGAUCAUCACUACGAGACGCUGAAGUUCCUCUCAGCUCAUCUGAAAACUGUAGCUGAGAACUCAGAGAAAAACAAGAUGGAGCCGAGGAACCUGGCCAUCGUGUUCGGCCCCACGCUGGUGCGCACCACUGACGACAACAUGACCCACAUGGUGACCCACAUGCCCGACCAGUACAAGAUAGUGGAGACGCUCAUUCAGAACUACGACUGGUUUUUCACUGACGAUGGGAACGGAGAACCAGUGACUGUUUCCCACGAAGAGAGCGCCAUCGAGUCUCAGCCCGUCCCCAACAUCGACCACCUGCUCACCAACAUCGGCCGCACCGGCACGUCGCAGGGCGACGUAUCAGAUUCACCAACUAGUGACUCAGCUAAAUCAAAGGGUUCCUGGGGUUCUGGGAAGGACCAGUGCAGCCGAGACCUCCUGGUCUCCUCCAUCUUUGCUGCCGCCAGCCGCAAAAGGGGGAGGUCAAGGGAGAAGCGGCAGCCUAGCAGCUCUGACGACGAUCUGGAUGCGGUCUUCUCCAGAAAGGAGGUUCCUUCCGGGCAAAAGCCGAACCACCACGCGCUGCAGGGCGACAAACCGAGAGCCGAGGAGAGGAAGGAGAACGGCAGAACCAUCCACAGAAACUCGUUAUUCCUGAAAGAGAAGACUCCACCCCGGCGGGCCUCGCCGUCGCCAAUCAUCGGCGACCAAACGGCAGUGCAGAGGAAGAUUUCCCUGUCGGAUACACUGUCCCAGCUGGAGGAAAACACCUCUGACCUCGGCACCAUGAGCUCGGGGGCGUCCGUCCCCAGAUCAAGGCCCAAAAAGUGGACCGGUGGAGCCUUCCUGGACCUGCCGGCAUCGGCCGGAGCCGAGGUGAGCUCCAUCACCUCCGACUACUCCACUACCUCCUCCAUCACCUUCCUGACUGGCGCCGAGUCCGGCGUGCUGAGUCCGGAGCUGCAGGGCGGGGAGGAGGCCGACGACGAGCGUAGUGAGCUCAUCAGCGAGGGCCGACCCAUGGAGACGGACAGCGAAGGCGAGUUCCCGGUGUUCGCGCCGGGAGGCGGCAGUGGCCAGUCCACGCCUCGCCCCAUGCAGAGUCAGGAGAAACCCAACGCCGGCACGCAGAAACAGGAAGCACGCCGCCUUUUCCCCACGCAGCGCAUGAUCGAGUGCGACACUCUGUCCAGACGGUGGUCGCUGCGCCAUAAAACCGACAGCGACUCGUCGGCGGAGGGCGCGGCGGGGACGGAGGGGAGAGCCGAGUCGUCCAGCCGCUUGUCUCGAGUCUUGGAGGUGAUGAAGAAAGGCCGGUCGUCGAGCAGCAUCAGCUCGUCUUCACGCAGCGAGUCGGAGCGGGCCGAACCGGCCUGGCACCUGAAAAUCACAGAGCGGCUGAGGUUCAGGAUCCGAUCGUCCGCCGAUGACAUGUUCACCACGAAGAGCCAGACGCCCGACGCUCGGAGCAAGAAGAAGAACAUCCGGCGGAGGCACACCAUGGGCGGGCAGAGAGACUUCGCGGACCUGGCGGUCAUUAACGACUGGCGGGAGCAGGGCGGCGUCGACCAGACGGCCGACCUCUCGGCGCUGGACCGUCUCAAACCCAGGUGCUCCUCUCAGGACCUUUCCUUCCGGGACUGGAUUACUCACGAGCGGCUCCGCGGAUCCGAACCGAGUGCGGACGUAGCGCCCAAAGCCGAGCCGGAGGACGAUCAUCCCGAAGCUCUGGAAAAACCUCCGCUGGCGACUGCGGAACAGGUUAACGGCGGCGGGAUACGGGACACAAAUAAAACAGCGCCGACAUCAGACGCUCACCCGCAUAAACUGUCCGGAGCGCAAGUGACCCGAUCACGGUUUUACCAAUACCUGUAGACGGACAGACCCGACCAGAGUGUGUGUUCAGGCGUAAAUGUGUGUAUUUUAGCACAAUAUUUUUAUACUAAAAUAUACUUUCUGUAUCUAAUGUACAUACUGUGUAUAAGCUCUGAUGAUUGUUACUAAACUAAUAAAGAUGAUGAAGUUCUCUGCCAUACUGGAACCGAGA